Messenger RNA from Labrus mixtus (cuckoo wrasse), 12545 nucleotides. RefSeq names its product chromodomain helicase DNA binding protein 7 (gene chd7). Lineage: Eukaryota; Metazoa; Chordata; Actinopteri; Labriformes; Labridae. The coding region runs from base 449 to 10363 and encodes 3304 amino acids. The transcript is spliced from 41 exons. Gene Ontology annotation, molecular function: ATP binding; protein binding; ATP-dependent chromatin remodeler activity. The record is from RefSeq and is a predicted model, not a curated record.
GCCGAGGAAGGUGAGCGAGUGUCUGGAGGGGAGUACUCGGGAGCGCGACCAAGCCGAGGGAUCGAUCGGAUUAAACUCGAUUUGAGUGAAAUUAACACAAAGGAGAGAAGAGCAACGCACACCAGUCGGUGAGGUCGCGUAUGCGGAGACACACCGGACAAAUAUCUCAUGAGAAACAAACUUAAACUUUUUUUUUCCUGUUUAUUUAUAUUUCAAACAAAAAGGACCACGGUGGAUUUUUUUUUUCAAGCAAAGCGGAGAUACUAACCGUACUAACGAGGAGCUGAUUUGAUGAAAUAAAGCCCGAAGUGACCGAGCUUGUUGGAAACAUUGAGGACCAUGGAGUAGCAUCUUCAAUGUUUCAGCUAUUUGAUUAGCUCUCCACUGCACAAUACACCUUCCUUUAUCCAGUCCCCUCCAACUGUCCCCAACCCCCUCUCACGGAGGCAUGGCGGAUCCAGGGAUGUUGAGUUUAUUUGGGGAAGAUGCCGGGCUGUUCUCGGACGGUUUAGACGGUUUAGGGGACUGCUUCCCUCAGCAGCCUUCCCCUGGCCAGUCCAACCCUCUAGCCCAGCAGACCAAUCCCUCUCUAAACCACGAGCACCAGGGAAACAGGGGUUACCACCAAGGAAUGAUCCACGGUGCAGGGCCCGGCCCAGGACAGCCUAAAUUGGGUCAAAUGUACGACCAUGGCCCCUAUUCCGGCUAUGAUCAACCUGGUGCCCAAGGAGGACGUGUGAUAGCUCAGAAUGGUCCCAGCCAGGGGCCACCAAAUGUGAACAGUGCGAUGAAUGGCAUGGCUUCCCAUUACCACAAUAACCCAGCUAACUCUAGUAACCCGCACCAUGGGUACCCGGGUGAGGCUGGUGGAGGAGGUGGGGGGGUUGGAGUUUGGGCCCAGCAGCAGAGCAGAACAGCUUAUCAGCAGCCUCCGACACAAUCAGGGGGUGGACCCAACCAGAUGGGAGGAUACCAGAUGUCUCAAGGCAACUAUGGGGGGAUGCCGAAUCCAUCUACACCCAAUGCACCUCGCAUUAACCAACACUACCCUCCACAGAGCAUUGCACCCCCCCCUGCUCAGGACCCAUCUCACUACCUGGGACAUGUUGGAAUUGGUGGGGGCCAGAUGAGAAAUCCCCAGCCACAGCCACAACCACAGCCCCAGGGCUAUCCUAUUGGCCACACACCCCGAUAUCCACAGUCCCCCUCCCGACAGCCCCCACACCCCCACCAUCAACAGAGUAUGGGUGGAUUUGGGGGUGGCCAAUACCCUGGCUAUCAGGCCCAGUAUGGAAACAUGGGACCUGGGAUGGGCCAGGGUGCUAAUGCUAAUGUCAAUGUGAACACAAGCCAGGCCAUGGGACCAGGGCAGCUCAACCAGAGGUUUAACCAGGGAUCUGCUCCAGCAGCCGGGCAACAGGGUCAACGAUACCCCCCUGGACCACCACACCAACCCCAGCCCCAUCAGACCCACCCUGCUCAAAUGCAACAGCAAGCAGGGCAGCAGGGCCAGCCUAUGCACCCCCUUAACCACCCCCAGAAUCUGCCACAGCCCCAAAACCAGCCCCAUCUUGCACCCCCAGCUCAGGGAUCCUACCCCUCUCCCUCAUCCAUUUCCCCCAUGCAGGUUUUGGGAACCCCAACACCUUCUCCCCAGCAGGGCAGACCUCCCAGUGCAGGACUCGCUGGAACCCAAGAGGUUGCAGGCUACACUUCCCUGCAGUCUCAAACCAGUGCUAUUCCCCAUCCACAGAGACCUCCCCAACCUCCUCUGACUGCCCCACACCCCCAACACCAGCAGCCACACAACUUGCCCCCCAAUGCAGGGCAGAUGUUUCCUGGCAUAGGGCAGCAGAGAGGCUCACAACUGGCUCCAAUCAGGCCUCAACUACAGCUACAACAAGGACCUCUAGAAGCUCCAAUCAACCAGGGGGGAGACCAGCGUGUUCUCCAGGCCCAGCAGCAGGCCUCGCGAAAUGGACAGACCCUUCAGUCCAAUCCCAUGGGUUUCCAGGCUCCGUCUGUUGGUCAACAUGGAGUCCCCGCCCCAAACCAGGCCUUAGCACCUCCUGCUCAGAAUCAACACACACACCUGCCCCCCCACGCUCAACAUCUGCAGAGUGCGCCCCCUGCCCCCAACCAGGCCUCUCACGCGUGGGCACCUCCACCUCCUGCGUCCCAUCAGCUCUCCUCACCCCCUCUUACCCCACAGAAAGUGCCUCAUGUACAGCAUUCCCCAACUGACCCGUCAGGAGAUGCCUCAAUGAUGGUUCCUGACAGGGCGACAGUCGGCACUGGCGCCCCCGGCCAGCCUAUCAGCACAGAGCAGCCCAACCAGGAGACCAAGCCAAAAAAGAAGAGGAAGAAGAAAGCGAAAGUGGUGGACAGAGAGGAGGCAGAGGCGGAGAAAAAGGAGUUAGGCGAGGAAGUCAAGUCAGAAUUUCCUGCAACAGGAAGUGAUGCGGGUGAACAGGUUUCUGGCAUAGGAAAUACAGAUGGAUGUUCACCACAAGUGGAGGAAAAGAAAAAGCGCAAAAAGAAACCAAAGGAGAAGGCAGAGGGCAAGGAGCCCAAAGAGCCCAAAACUCAGAAGACGCCCAAAACACCCAAGACCCCCAAAGAGCCUAAGGAGCCCAAGGAGCCCAAGGAGAAGAAACCCAAGAGCGUGACUCCCAAGACAAAGGCACCCAAGAAAACCAGCAGUAAGAAGGUUGAGACCGAGGGUGGGACCAGCGCUGCUAAGAAGGAUUCAAAAAGGAAGAGAGAGUCAUCAAUCAGUGAUGAGGUGGAGAUGAAGUCUCCUCCCCCUUCAGCUCCUGAAGAAGAAGAUGAUGAUGGUGUGCAGAAACGUCGUUCCAGCCGUCAGGUGAAGAGGAAGAGGUACACUGAGGAUCUGGAGUUCAAAAUUUCCGAUGUCGAUGACAGCGGAGAUGACUCACCUGCACCCAAGUCACCAUCGUCAUCACAACAACAGGACGUAGUUGAGGCUGAAGGGCCCGUCGUGGAGAAGAUCAUGAGCAUGCGCACCACCAAGAAACAGCCGGAGCAGGGGGAAGAAUUAGAGGUUGAGGAGUUCUACGUCAAGUUCAAGGGCUUUUCGUACCUUCACUGUCGCUGGGCAGACCUGGAGGAGCUGGAGAAGGACAAGAGAAUACAUCAGAAGAUCAAGAGGUUUAGGGCCAAGCAACAACUUAACAACUUCAUAACUGAGAUGGACGACGAGCCUUUUAACCCGGACUAUGUGGAGGUGGACCGUGUCCUGGACGUUUCAGAGAGCACAGAUGAAAACGGAGAGAUGGUGACCUUAUAUUUGGUGAAAUGGUGCAGUCUGCCUUACGAGGACUCAACCUGGGAGCUAAAGGCUGACAUUGACCAAUCCAAAAUAGAGGAAUAUGAAGGCAUUGCAGCACGCACACCGAACACUAAAAAAAUGGAUCGGCCUCCUGUGGCCGACUGGAAAAAGUUGGAGGGUUCCAGGGAUUACAGAAACGGAAACGCACUCAGGGAAUACCAGCUAGAAGGCCUCAACUGGCUAACCUUCAACUGGUACAACUCACGUAACUGUAUUUUGGCUGAUGAGAUGGGUCUGGGAAAGACCAUCCAGUCUAUUACAUUCCUCUAUGAGAUUUACAUGAAGGGCCUCGAGGGGCCAUUCCUCGUCAUCGCCCCGCUCUCCACCAUCCCAAACUGGGAGAGGGAGUUCAGGACCUGGACGGAGCUCAACGCGGUGGUCUACCACGGCAGCCAGGCCAGCCGCAAGACCAUCCAGGCCUACGAGAUGUACUACAGAGAUGCACAGGGCAAGAUAAUAAAGGGAGCAUACCGGUUCCAUGCGUUGAUAACAACGUUCGAGAUGAUUCUGACCGACUGUCCCGAGCUGCGCAGCGUGCCGUGGCGCUGUGUGGUGAUCGACGAGGCCCACCGCCUCAAAAACAGAAACUGCAAACUACUGGAAGGACUCAAAAUGAUGGACAUGGAGCACAAAGUCCUGUUGACAGGAACUCCCCUCCAGAACACUGUCGAGGAGCUUUUUAGUUUACUCAACUUCCUGGAGCCUGAACGAUUCCCGUCCGAACUAACAUUCAUGACUGAGUUUGGAGACCUUAAGACUGAAGAACAGGUUCAGAAGCUGCAGGCCAUUCUGAAGCCCAUGAUGUUGAGAAGACUGAAGGAGGACGUGGAGAAGAACUUGGCCCCUAAAGAGGAGACCAUCAUUGAGGUGGAGCUGACCAACAUUCAGAAGAAAUACUAUCGGGCCAUCUUGGAGAAGAACUUCACCUUCCUGUCCAAAGGAGGGACUGGGGGAGGUGGCGGCGGCGGAGGGUCCAAUGUCCCCAACCUCCUCAACACCAUGAUGGAGCUGAGGAAAUGCUGCAACCACCCCUACCUCAUAACUGGAGCCGAAGAGAAGAUUGCAGAGGAGUUCCGAGAUUUUCACGGAGGCAGGACAGACUUACCCGAUAUGGCUCUCCAGGCGAUGAUCCAGGCUGCUGGCAAGCUGGUUCUCAUUGACAAGUUGUUGCCCAAACUGAAGGCUGGCGGACACAGGGUUCUGGUUUUCAGUCAGAUGGUCCGCUGUCUAGAUAUUCUGGAGGACUACCUCAUCCAGAAACGAUAUCCCUAUGAACGUAUAGACGGCAGAGUUCGUGGAAACCUGCGGCAGGCAGCUAUCGACCGGUUCUCCAGACCUGACUCUGACCGGUUCGUCUUCCUUCUGUGUACAAGAGCCGGAGGACUCGGCAUCAACCUGACCGCAGCAGAUACGUGCAUCAUCUUUGACUCUGACUGGAACCCUCAGAACGACCUGCAGGCUCAAGCUCGGUGUCAUCGUAUUGGCCAGUCCAAAGCGGUCAAGAUCUACCGACUGAUCACAAGAAACAGCUACGAAAGGGAAAUGUUUGACAAGGCCAGUCUGAAGCUGGGGCUCGACAAAGCUGUCCUUCAGAGCAUGAGUGGACGAGAGAACGCCAACAGUGGGGUCCAGCCGCUGUCAAAGAAAGAAGUUGAGGACCUUCUGAGAAAGGGGGCAUAUGGAGCACUGAUGGACGAGGAAGAUGAAGGCUCCAAAUUCUGUGAGGAAGAUAUUGACCAGAUCCUCCAGAGAAGAACCCACACCAUCACCAUAGAGUCUGAGGGCAAGGGAUCCACCUUUGCUAAGGCCAGUUUUGUUGCGACGGGCAAUCGAACAGACAUUUCUUUGGAGGAUCCAGACUUCUGGCAGAAGUGGGCCAAGAAGGCUGAGCUGGACAUGGAUGCCAUCAAUGGACGGAACACACUGGUGAUUGACACACCGAGAGUGAGGAAGCAGACACGGCACUACAGCAGCAUCAAAGAGGAUGAGAUGAUGGAGUUCUCUGAGCUGGAAAGCGACGAGGACGAACCGAGUAAACCUUCGUCCAAACCGCGGCGGCCCCAGGAUAAAGCCCAGGGGUACCCCCGAUCUGAGUGCUUCAGAGUGGAGAAGAACCUGCUCGUCUACGGUUGGGGUAGGUGGGGUGACAUCCUCGCUCAUGGACGCUUCAAGCGCCCCCUAAAGGAGAGUGAUGUGGAAACCAUCUGCCGUGCCCUCCUGGCCUACUGCCUGCUGCAUUACCGUGGUGACGAGAAUAUCAAGAGCUUUAUCUGGGACCUGAUCACUCCGAGUGAAGACGGGACCACCAAGACACUGACCAACCACUCAGGUCUCUCUACCCCAGUCCCUCGUGGCAGGAAGGGCAAGAAGGGCAAGUUGCCGGCCCCGCCUCCACAGACUCCACGAGCUGAUUGGCUUGCCAGCUGCAACCCUGACCACUUACUGCAAGAGGAUAGCUACAAGAGACACCUGAAACAUCACUGUAACAAGGUGCUGCUGAGGGUAAGGAUGCUGUAUUAUCUGCGACAGGAAGUAAUAGGGGACCAAGCGGAGCGGAUACUGGAAGGAGCUGACUCCAGUGAGCUGGACAUCUGGAUACCACAGCCGUUUCAUGCUGAGGUCCCAGCUGACUGGUGGGACAGCGAGGCUGACAAAUCCCUGCUCAUCGGUGUCUUCAAACACGGAUAUGAGAAGUACAACUCGAUGAGAGCUGACCCCGCCCUAUGUUUCUUGGAGCGGGUGGGCAUGCCAGACGCCAAGGCUAUCGCCGCUGAGCAGAGGGGCUCUGACAUGAUGGCAGAUGGUGUUGAGGGCGAGGAUGAGGAUCCAGAGUACAAGCCUCUUCGGAUGCCUUUUAAAGAUGAAAUGGACGACUUCACCAACUCUCCGCUGGAUGACAAAGAUGAAACUGUGGAAGGUGAAGCUGAAGCAAAGCUAGGUGAGAACGGUCAAAGUGUGGCUUCUUCAGGCGGAGCUCCAGGCUCCAACGAGCGACUCUAUUGGCCAGCAGCCUCGGCGUUAACGGCACGUCUGCGUCGCCUCAUCACAGCCUACCAGCGCUCUAACCGCAGGGAGCAGCUCCGGCAGGAGGCCCUGAGCCGCCCUGAUGGUCGCAGGAGACGCCGGAGGGAGUUCAUGCCCUCCAUUGCCAUGGUUACUGAGACAGGAGGAGGAGCAGCUUACAUCCAUGAUGGAGCAGGGAUGUUCAUGGCAGAAGGAAGCCCAUAUAUGGCUAAAGGGGGGGCUUACUUUGCUAAAGGUGGACAGUUCAUGGCAGAGGCGUCCCCUGUGUUGACCGCUAGCUCCCUGAUGUCUGAUGGAGCGAUGUACUUCAAGGAGAGACGACAAAGAUGGACUCGUCGCGAGGAGGCUGAUUUCUACCGUGUGGUUUCCACCUUCGGAGUCGUCUUUGACACCCAGCGUCAGAAGUUUGACUGGACUCAGUUCAGGGCUUUUGCUCGACUGGACAAGAAAACAGACGAGAGCUUGGAGAAAUACUACUACUCCUUCAUCGCCAUGUGUAAACGUGUCUGCAGGAUGCAGGUCAAGCCUGAGACAGAACUAGCAGAUCCAACCCUGAUCAUCGACCCCAUCACAGAGGAGCGGGCCUCACGCACCCUGUACCGCAUCGAGCUGCUCCGCCGCAUCAGAGAACAAGUUCUCCCCCACCCUCAGCUCUCGGAGCGCCUCAAACUCUGCCAGCCCUCCGCAGACCUCCCAGAAUGGUGGGAGAGUGGGCGCCAUGACCGGGACCUGCUCCUGGGGGCCUCCAAACAUGGCGUCAGCCGGACAGAUUAUCACAUCUUGAACGACCCUACCUUGGCUUUCCUGGAGGCCCAUCAGCGUGCUGCCAGCCAGCGGGGAACUGGUGCGGGCAUGGGAGCCUAUGGAGAGAUCACUAAAGUGGAGAUCGGAUCAGCUGAGAUCACCCCUGCACCCCUUCUCACUCCUGGAGAGCUGGCAAGUGCUUCAGCCGCUGCCAAAGUCGCUUUGGAUGCAGCUAAAGAGGACGGAGAAGAAGGGAAGGAGGUGAAGAUUGAAGAAGCGGAGACAGAGGUGAAAAUGGAAACGGAAGGAGACGUUCCAUGUACCAAGACUGAAACUCCUGAUCUCCAGAAAGAAAAUGAAGAGACCGGAGAGGGGAAAGAUGAAGAACCUGCUGCGCUGGGAAAUGAUCUAAAGAAAGAAGAGGAGGCCCUGCCGAAAGUGGAAAAGGAGGAGCAGGAUGAGGAGCAAAGUGGAGAAGGAGAGAAUACUUCCAUGCCAGAAGACCAAAACAAGGAUGUGACAGAAGAGAAGAAGACUCCUGUUGACGCUCAGAGUGAGCAGAAGGUGAUUACUCCUGAGAUCUCAGAACAUCCUGACGCCUCUCCUGAAGCACAACCAGCCAACAAAACGGCAGAGGAGGUGGAGGGAGAGGAGAGGGAGAAUGCUGAGUCUCCUAAAUCACCUAAGUCAGCUGACACUGAGAAAAGCCCAGAGGAGGAAGAGGAAGAGAGGAUGGAUGAAGAUGACAAAUCAGAGAAAUCCUCUCAGGCUGAAGCGAGUGCUGCGUCAGAGCAGAAGAACUUCGAUGAAGAGAGCAACGCGUCUCUGAGCACGUCGGCUCAAAACGAAACAAGAGAUGGAUUUUGUCCCGAUGAUCUUCCAGAAACCUCUGCAUUGCAAGUUUUACAGGAACGUGCCUAUGGCUUUUCCUUCUGGCCUAAGGACCGAGUGAUGAUCAACAGGAUGGAUAACAUCUGUGAGGCUGUCCUGAAGGGCAAGUGGCCCGUCAACAGACGCCACAUCUUUGACUUCCCCAGCAGCCUGUUGCCAGGGCACGGCUCCUCGGUAACUACAGCGACCGUAGCCAUGACGACCGAGAGCCCCCUGCAGAGGCGGAGCCUGGCCGAGCUGACGAUGGGCGGCGUCCAUACACCUUACAGCGGGAGUGAAGACAAAACGCCGUUAUCCCAGGUUCAUGAGGAUGCGCUAAGCCUGACGGUGCCCCGACAGAGGAGGAGGAGGAGGAGGAAGAUCGAGAUUGAGGCAGAGAGGGCAGCAAAGAGACGUAACCUGAUGGAGAUGGUUGCUCAGCUGAGGGAGAGCCAUGCUGCUGCUGAGACACAGAGUCACGCGAUCGACCUCACCAAGGGAAUGCAUCAUCACCACAAGGCGUCGCCCUCAUUAGCCGGCUUCCCCAGCGCUCUGGUGACAAGCCCCUCCCUCAAAGCGCAGAUGGAGUUGCUGCAGCAAGCCCCGCCCUCUGGACACAGAGCCAAUGGUUCCCUGGAAGCUGACCUGCCUACUAUGAGAAGGAGGCGGGGCCGCAGAAAAAAUGUGGAGGGUCUGGAUCUGCUGUUCAUGGGCAACAAGAGAGCAGGAAGGGAUGAUACUGAAGAGUCUAAGAUGUCAGGUGUUGAGGGUGCUCAGGGUGUCACACGUGCCCAACGACCCCCGACUGCCCCUGAACAAAGCCCCAGUGCCAGAUCACUUGCCUCGGGUAGUCUGGAGGAGGAGGAGGCAGCGGUUUCCAACAAAGAGCUUGGAGAGUGGCUCAGGCAGCACCCGACCUAUACCAUGGACAUGGCUGGAUUCCCACCAAAGAGCGAGGACUUGUUGCUGUCUCAGUUUUCUAAGCCCAAGCAGAAGCGCCAUCGCUGUCGUAACCCAAACAAGAUCGACAUCAACACCCUGACUGGAGAAGAGAGGGUGCCUGUUGUCAACAGACGCAACGGACGUAAAAUGGGUGGGGCAAUGGCUCCACCAAUGAAAGAGCUUCCAAGAUGGUUACUGGAGAACCCAGAGUUUUCUAUUGCCCCUGAUUGGACAGAUAUCGUCAAACAGUCGGGUUUCCUCCCAGAAGCCAUGUUUGACCGUCUUCUAACUGGCCCUGUAGUUAGGGAGGAGGGCGUUCGUCGUCGGGGCCGGCGACCAAAAUCUGAGAUCGCCAAGGCAGCAGCUGCUGCACAGGCGGCGGCAGCAGCUCAGGCUGCCCAGGCAUCACUGGCAUCAGUUGCAUCAUCUGCAGCCGGAGGCAUCAACCCUCUUCUGUUAAAUAGUCUGUUUGGGGGGAUGGACCUGUCGUCCCUCCAGAGCCUCCAGUCUCUCCAGUUGGCUGCUGGUCUGAUGGCCUUCCCGCCCACCGACCCCAAGCAGGCUGCUGCUAGUGCUGCCGCUGCCUCCAUGCUGCCCCUCAUGCUGCCUGGCAUGGGAGGCCUGACCAACAUGGCCGCCCUUCCAAACAUGUUCAGCCUAGGAGGGCUGUUCGGCGGCAACCUGGCUGCAGCUGCGGCCGCGGCAUCGAACUCGACCUCUGCCUCAGCUUCAGGAAACACAAACGGAACAAUGGAGGGACAGAGUACAAGGAAGAGAGAAGGGAAAGAAGCUGGAGAAAACUGUGACGAGGUGGAAGAUGAUGAUGAUGAGGAGGAGGAGAGAGGAGGAAAUGAGGAAGGUGUGAAGAAGAAGAUAAAGAAGAAGGCGAAAGGGAGUGAUGUGACUACUGGUCAGCAGAUGCCAGCAGCUGAUUCGUCAGCUGAGGCAUCAAUCAACGGUGAUGCUGCAGCCCUUUUAGCUGCAGCUGGCAUGUCUGCCAACUCUCUAGCAUUCAACCCCUUCCUCCUGUCCACCAUGGCCCCUGGCCUCCUCUACCCCUCCAUGUUCCUACCUCCAGGCCUCGGGGGGCUCAGCCUCCCCGGCUUCCCCACCGCCUCCACCCUGGCUGAGCUGCAGAGCGCCAUGGCAGGAGCUCUGGGCGGCAACGUCUUGACCACAAACCCCCCGAGGGACCAGGAAGAGAAGAAGAGGUUGUUGAAAGCUGCAGAAGAGGAGGAGGAGGAAGAGGAGGAGGAGGAGGACGAUGGAGGAGAUAGUGACUUGGCUGAGGACAGGGUAGAGGGUAGAGCAGAUGAGGAGAUGAAAGAUGAGGAUUCAGUCUUGGAGGAUGGAGGAAUAGGAGAGGAGGAGGAGGAGGAGGAGGAGGAGGAGGCAGCAGCGACGUCUCCACAGAAGGACAAGAGUGACUGAAAUGAAACACAAAACUGAUCGGCCUUGGACAUUUCCUCCCCCCCUAACAACCCCCCCACCUCCCCCUCACUACGUUUACACAACCCCACAAGAAAUAUCCAAACUAUUAUGAAUUCUGUUCUUUUUUUUCCUUUGUUGUUGAUGAUUUCUCUCUCACUAUGUGUUUAUUUUUUUUGGCCAGGUAUAUUUACAAUGCGUCAGAGAGGCCAAGGUGUGUUUAAGUUAAGUCUCUCAGAUUGAUAGUGUAGUCAGGGAAAACUCCUCAAAGCCCCUCACUCAGAGCUCGGCUCCUCUGCAAAGACUGUUCCCUUCUCGCCGGCUGGUUAGCAUGUGUGCACUCUGAACUGUGCACCCCACACCUUUCUCUCCACAGCCCCUCAAAUAGGACUUCACAAUGUUCCUAUAGUACCAUUGUUAUUAUUAUUAUAUUAUUAUUGCUGCUUUCAGCUCUCAAAUCUUUAUUUUGUAUUUUCCUUCCUUUUUUCUUUUGGACUGUUUUGUUGUUGUUGGUUGUUGGCAGCAUCUCAGCAAAAGAGGAAAACUGCCCACUAGUUGCGCUUUUCCUAACACCAAGUUCUCGAUUUAACAGCUGAUCCGGCUGUCUGUCUGACAAAGCUGCUGCAAAAAGGAAUCAUGGGUAUUAAAGUUUGAUUGAGCUGUUCUGUUUCAGAGCGGAUUUUUUUAGUUCUCGCAUAUCAAAUCAGGUAGAGGAAAAACAAAACUAGACCGGCUUGAAACUCAGUCUUGUACACUGACUACAAAAGCUCCAUCCCUUUACAUACUUGAUCAUUAGAUGCACACAUGCACACUCAAAUUGAAAGGUCCAUCACUACACACUCUAACCUCUAAAGCCUGUUAUUUAACUGUUUCUCAGAGUACUUGCGGCUGUUUUUCCUUGUGUGUGCUUGUGCAUGUGUGCGUGCCUGCACACUGAACCAAUACUGUUAAACCCAGUCUCACACUGUUUGAAUACCAGUCUUGAGUCUUUCCACUGCCACACUCUUUCUGAUGUGGCUGACGCAGGCUCAGGAGUGGCAGGCAGGCUGGGUCUGCCACCAAUCAGACCCUCUGAUUGGUCCACUGCGGGCUGCCGAAUCCAGUUGUCCCCCAUUUGGAGGCUUCUGUGAAAUGGAUUUGGAGUGGUGGUCCAAACAGGGAUAUGAUCAUUCAGGUUGAUUCUUUAAAAGGGGGCACAACUGAUUGUUUAUUUCCUCGUUUGCUGCCACAUUAAAAAUCCUGUUGUUUUAUUUUGUUCCUGGUAGUUUCAGACCAAAUGCUGCUCUCCAGUGACCUUCUCUUUAAAAAUCUGUUUCUGUAGUUACACACUGACACGAGGCCUGGCCAAAGCAUGACUGAGACACAUUUUCAACAGAGUAAGAUGUUCACAAGUUUCCAUGUGAAGUUCAACUUUUGACCCUUUUUUUUUUUUUUUUUUUUUUUUAAAUACUUGAAAAGUGCAAGUGGGGCUUGAUUUGUUUCCAUUUCUGAGGCCAGUUCAAGUGACUGAGAUGAAACAAGUGCCGCUACUGGUUAAAAUAUUUGAAAGUACAAACACAUUGUGGCCAGGUCUUUUUAACAUUUGCUAUUACAGCCAACCCAGCAGAUGCAGAGAGAGAGAACGGGGACAGAGGGGAAGUGAUCCUUUUGGCUUUCUGAAACACAACCUCCCAUGAAAGGCCCUUGUUCUUCUCUCUGAUGCUGAGACAGCAAUAACCAAGGCAGCUUUUGAAUGUUCUAACAUCACUUACCCAACACACACACACAAACGUACACACACAUACACAAUAUGAAUAUAACCACAAGUGUCGUAUGAAUAAAAUAAAAAACUGUAAAUGAUGACAAAUAAGUACUGCAAUCAAUUUUGUCUCACUCUGUUCCUGUUGAUGCACUGGUGUUAAAGAGUUAAAAUAAUCAGGUACCUUUAUUACUUAGCUACUUUUCUUGAAAAAUGGACUUUUUGUUACUUUUAGCCAGCAAGCUGAAGAGCAUUACCUCAAAUUCUUAUCUAGCCUUGAAGUUUACAGACAUACCAUGUAAAGUUUUGUUGUUUUUUUUUCAUUCUUUUUUUUGGGGUGUUUGUCUUUUUGUUUUUUGUUUUCUUUUUGGAGACAUCAUGUAUGAUGAAUUGUAGCUAUGAUGCUUUUAAUAAAAGUGAAUCAUGAUAUUCGCCUAGGAAACCAAA